This is a messenger RNA of Trichoderma gamsii, 1104 nucleotides long. Its product is annotated as serine hydroxymethyltransferase, mitochondrial. Gene Ontology annotation, cellular component: cytoplasm. Bases 1 to 1104 code for a protein of 367 amino acids. The transcript has a single exon. Lineage: Eukaryota; Fungi; Ascomycota; Sordariomycetes; Hypocreales; Hypocreaceae. Gene Ontology annotation, molecular function: glycine hydroxymethyltransferase activity; serine binding; cobalt ion binding. The record is from RefSeq and is a predicted model, not a curated record. Gene Ontology annotation, biological process: tetrahydrofolate interconversion; L-serine catabolic process; folic acid metabolic process.
AUGGAUACUCAUGACCGACUGAUGGGCCUUGACUUGCCUCAUGGCGGACAUCUUUCCCAUGGCUACCAGACGCCGACCAAGAAGAUAUCUGCAGUGUCAAAGUAUUUUGAAACUCUGCCUUACCAACUGGAUGAGCGUACCGGCUAUAUCGAUUACGAUAACCUUGAAAAGCUGGCCACCAUCUACCGACCCAAGAUCAUCAUUGCCGGAACCAGUGCUUAUAGCCGCUUGAUUGAUUACCAGCGCAUACGGGAAAUUUGCGACAAGGUCAACGCUUAUAUGGUGGCAGAUAUGGCGCACAUCUCUGGUCUUGUUGCGGCCAAGGUGUUGCCCGGUCCAUUCCCCUUCGCUGACAUCGUCACCACCACUAGCCACAAGAGUCUCCGUGGCCCCCGGGGAGCUUUAAUCUUCUUCCGUAAAGGUGUUCGAAGGCAGAACCCAAAGACAAAAGUGGACGAAAUGUACGAUCUUGAGGGUCCAAUCAACAACUCCGUUUUCCCCGGUCACCAGGGUGGUCCUCACAACCAUACCAUAACGGCUCUUGCUGUAGCGCUGAAGCAGACACAGACGCCUGAAUUCCAGGCCUAUCAGUCCCAAGUUUUGGCAAAUGCCAAGGCCUUCGCCAAGCGUCUUGGAGAAGACAAGGGAAAAGGCGGCCUGGGAUAUAAUCUUGUCAGUGGCGGUACCGACAACCACCUCGUUCUCGUCGACCUUAAGCCCCAUGGCAUUGACGGCAGCAGAGUGGAGCGUGUUCUGGAACUAGUUGGCGUUGCUGCGAACAAGAACACCGUCCCAGGCGAUCGAUCAGCCUUGGUGCCUGGCGGUCUUCGUAUGGGAACGCCCGCCAUGACAACUCGUGGCUUCCGUGAAGACGAUUUUGUCCGCGUAGCAGAUGUUGUUGACCGAGCUGUCACCAUUGCGACUCGCAUUAACAAGACUGUGCGAGCGGCAGCUCAAGAGCGAGGUGAAAAGUCGCCCGGCAAGCUCAAGCUUUUCGUAGAGCAUCUGGGCAAUGGAGACAGCGAUCCGGAGAUUGUGCAGCUGAAGAGCGAGGUCGCGGACUGGGUGGGCACAUACCCUCUCCCUUGGGACGCGGCUCAAUAG